Molecule: messenger RNA, 5812 nt
Organism: Mesocricetus auratus (golden hamster)
Lineage: Eukaryota; Metazoa; Chordata; Mammalia; Rodentia; Cricetidae
Product: zinc finger protein 791
Exons: 6
Coding region: 372-2816 (814 amino acids)
Biological process (GO): regulation of immune system process; negative regulation of transcription by RNA polymerase II; regulation of cytokine production
Source: RefSeq, a predicted model, not a curated record
GAUGGGCCACUGUCCCUAGACCAGAGGAGCGGGGACUGAAGCGUGGGAGCCUGUGUGGCGGGGCCUCCUAGGGCUUGGGGCAGGGCUACGUCGUGAGAGGCAACCUAGGCCCGGGACCAGCGGCCUCAGGGCAGCUCUGUCCCGGCCGAGAGGCUCCGCCCCGUUCCGGGAUGCUCUGCGUAGCUGGUGUCACAUUCCAGAUCGCAUGUGUGGCCGGCGGGACUACCAGUUGCUAAAGGUACUGACCAGGUCUGAUCCUGCUUAGGUUCCAAGAUCAGGAUUUUUUGGCCUUUGAGGAUGUGGCAGUGAAAUUCAGCCAGGAAGAAUGGAUUUUGCUAGAUCCUUCUCAGAAGAAGCUAUACAGAGAUGUGAUGUUGGAAACCUGCGGUAACCUUACUUCCUUAGGCAUCAAAUGGGAAAAUAAGAAUAUUGAAGAGCAGUACAAACAUUCUUGGACAUAUCUAAGAAGUUACAUGGUAGAUGCAAUCAGUGAGCAUAAAGAAGGUGAUCAAUUUCAAGAAACAUAUAUCUGGAUCCGAAAUCUCCAUAGAAGUGCAAACAUUUCUGCUGGAAUAAAACCAUUUGCAUGUGGUGUGUAUGGAAAAGCUUUCACUUGUCAUUCAUCCUCUAAUGAACACAUCAUGUCUCACUUGGGGGACAAACCAUCUGAACACAAAUAUGGUUCAUUUGGAAUGCAGCAACAAAGUCACAGUGGUGAAAAAUCCUGUAAGAAAUGUGGUAUGGCCUUUAUUUGCCCCUGUUCAUUUUCUGUAGAUGGAAGAACCAACACUGAAGACAAAUGUUGUGAAUGUAUACAGUAUGAUAAAGCUCUGAGUUCUUCUAGUGACCUUCAAAGUCAUAAAAGAAUUCAUACUAGAGAAAACCCCUAUGAAUGUGAACAAGGUGGAAAAUCCUUUAGACAUCAAAGUUCAUUUCGAUUACACAAAUUAACUCAUAUUAGAGGGAAACCCUAUGAUUGUAAACAAUGUGGCAAAGCCUUCAAAUGUCACAGUUCUCUUCGAUUUCAUAAUGCAGAAAAACUUUAUGUAUGCAAACAGUGUGGUAAAGCUUUCAGAUGUCAAAGUUACCUUCGAAUGCAUGAAAGAACUCAUAAUGGUGAAAAAUGUUAUGACUGCAAACAGUGUGGUAAAGCUUUCAGAAGUCACUGUUCCCUUCAAAGACAUAAAAUAGGUCAUCUUGAGAAAAAACCUUAUGCAUGUAAACAAUGUGGUAAGUCCUUCACUUAUCUUUAUUUACUUCAGACACAUGAAAGAUUUCACACGGGAGAGAAACCAUAUAAAUGUAAGCUAUGCAGUAAAGCCUUUCUUUGUUCCCCUUUUCUUCAAAGACACGAAAGAUCUCAUACUUGGGGAAGGCCCUAUAAGUGUAAACAGUGUGGUAAAGCCUUCAGAAGUCACAGUUUCCUUCGAUUACAUGCAAGGGCUCAUACUGUAGAGAAACCUUAUAAGCGUAAGAUGUGUAGUAAAGCAUUUCUAUGUCUUCCUUUCCUUCAAAGACAUGAAAGAGCUCACACUGAAGAAAAGCUCUUUGAAUGUAAGCAAUGUAGUAAAAUCUUCAGAGAUGGGAGUACCUUCCAAUUACAUGAAAGAUCUCAUAUUGUAGAAAAGCCCUAUAAAUGUAAGAUAUGUAGUAAAGCCUUUUUUUAUCCCUCUUCCCUGAAAAGACAUGAAAAGAUUCAUACUGGAGAAAAACACUAUGCAUGUAAAUAUGCAUGUAAACAUUGUAGUCAGUCCUUCAUUUUUCCUUGUUUACUUGAGAGGCAUUUAAGAACUCACACUACUGAAAAACCCUAUGAAUGUAAACAGUGUGGUAAAGCAUUUAGAAGUCUCACUUAUGUUUACAUACAUGAAAGAACUCACACUGAAGAAAGACUGUAUACAUGUAAACAGUGUGAUAAAAGUCUUAGUUGUCCCAAUGCCCUUCAGUUACAUGAACUAACUCAUACUACAGAAAAAUCCAAUGCAUGUCUACAAUUUGAAAAAACCAUCAGAAAAUUCAGUUAUUUUCAAGUACCUGAAAAGACUCAUACUGAAGUAAAAGCUUAUGAAUGUAAGCAAUGUGGUAAAAUUCUUGAUUGUGUAAGUUCCCUUCAGCUACAUGAAAGAAUCCAUACUGGAGAGAAAUUACAUGAAUGUAAGCAAUGUGGUAAGACCUUCACAGUUCUCAGUAGUCUUCGAGUACAUGAAAUAUCUCAUAGUCAAGAGAAAAACUAUGAAUGCAAGCAACGUAUGAAAGUUUUCAGUCUUACUAAUAUACAUGAAAUAAAGAAAGCUGAAGGAAAUCCCUGUGAAUGUAAGCAGUGUGGCAAGUCCUUUGUUUCUCGAUAUUUACUUCAAAUGCAUGAAAGGUCUCAUUCUGCAGAGAAACGCUACGAAUGUAAGGUAUGCAGUAAAACCUUCAUUUAUCCCUCUUUUCUUCAAAGACAUGAAAGAACACAUACUGGAGAAAAACCUUAUGAAUGUAAACAGUGUGGUAAGGCCUUCAGAGUUCAGAGCUCCCUUCGAUUACAUGAACGAACUCAUUCUGAAGAAAAACCUUAUGAAUGUCAACAUUGUGGUAAAGCUUUCUGGCGUUUCCCUUCUCUUCAAGUACAUGAAAGAAUCCAUACUGGAGAAAAGCCCUUUGAGUGUAAACAAUGUGGCAAAACUUUCAGAUGUCACAGUUCCCUUCAAAGACAUGAAAGAACUCAUAGUCAGGAAAAACUAUAUGAAUGUAAACAAUGUGGUAAGGCCUUUAGAAGUCACCGGUCCCUUCAAAGACACGGAAAAACUCAUGCUGGAGAGAAGUCCCCAUGAAUCUGAACAGUGCAAAAAACUUUUAGAUGUUCUAAUUUCCUUGUAAUGUUUGAAAAUACUUGUAGGAAGGAAAUCUGGUAGUAUAAAGCAGUUGUGAAAGCUACAGGGUGCUUUGUUGUUGUUAAUGGUUUUGUUUUGUUUUUAAAUCAAUAGACUUACUGGAGAAAGACCUAUCAUAUGUGUUAAGUUGUUCAGUUCCCAGCUGGUCAUGGUGGUGAAUGCCUUUAAUCCCAGUGCUGGGAAAACAGAGGUAGGCAGAUAUCUGAGUUCCAGGCUGGCCAGGGCUACACCAUGUCUCAAAAAAUAAUGCAAAAAAAAAAAAAAAAAAAAAAAAGAUUUUCAGUUCCAUUUGAAAACUUAGACAUCUCUGGUAGAACACCUUAGGAAUGAAUGUAAUGUGAGGUUUUCUAAUUUUCAUUCAUACUCUUGAAUAAAUGGUAAUACAAACAAGGGUAACUCUUAUAAGAAUGGAUGUUGGUUUGUAACUAAUUAGGAACGUAAAGUUUGUAAACUUUUAACAGUCAAACUUAUGAAGACUAUCAAAAGUAAAUCUAAGUAUUACAGGUUCAUGACUUGGCCAAGUUAUUUAAGUCCUAUUCUGCAAUCAAAAGUGGAAGAGUACUGUAUAUGUUUAUCAUUAGGUAGAAUACUUGUUGGGCAUAUGUGAAACUGUAAGUUCAAUCCCCAGUACUCUUAGCAAAAAAAAAAAAAAAAAAAAGAAUGUCUUAAAAGAAUGAGUUGUCAUUUCUUUUAGAGGGGCAUACAUUGACGUGAAAAUUCUUUAUAGUGUAGUCUUCCAACAAUAGAGGUAGUUUGGGAUUUAUAUAUAUCACCAGACAACUUCAUAAUAAGAUUAUUGUGUUGUUACUUUCCCCAAUGCUGUGAUAAAAUGUUCCAACAAAACAAGCUAGGAAGAGGUUUAAAGGUUGAGCUGUGUCACGGUCUGACAUGGCACAGAAGUCACAGCAGAAGGAACUUGUUGGAGCAUGUCACACUGUAUCCACAGUCAAGCAAAGAGAGAGUGCUCAUGACUAGCUUUUUCCCUUUUAUACAGUCUGGAACCCAAACCCAGGGAAUAGUGCCAUCUCUUUCAGGGUGAGUCUUCUGUCUCAUCUUAAAUCCCUUACAGUCAAGCCCAGAAGCUUAUCUCCCAGAUGAUUAUAGAUCUUCUAAAGAUGUUGCUACCAAGUGUCACAAAUAUACUAUAAUGAACCAAACACUACUCCAAAUGUACAGUAUAUUAUUUUACUGCUUGUUGUAAACAGUGAUAACAGUAAUUAUUCAGGAAAGUGAAAAUAAUUGAAAGGAUAAUGAUGUAAAUGCUACACUUAAGAAGGCCCCAUAUGGAGUCUUAAGGAAUAGAUGUUGCUCUGGGUUGUAGUGAGUUGUAGUUUUGUGAAUGUUAAAGACAUUACUAUAUACUACUACUAUUAACUAUAAAUACUGUAGACUUAGAUCUUAUUAUCCAUAAAAUACUGUUCUUAGUAAAUUAGCUCAUAAUUUUUUCACUUUGCAAAGUUAAAAGUUUUUAAUACUUUUCUACUUUCCUAGUCACUUACUGGUUUCAAGUAAGAAAUUAGUAUACUUUUGGAUUACAUUGUGUUAAAAAACUUGAUUUUUAAAAAAUUUCUUGCUAAUUUACUGAAAUAUAUUUUAUGAAGAUUGCUUAGUAGAUUUUGGUUUAGGACUAUCUAAUAGUUUAUGAAAUGGUCCUAAAUGUGCUUUCACCAUUUUGUACUCAGCAUUGAUGAUUCAACCAUGGAAAAUACUGGUUCUCUAUAUUUUGCAUUCUCAGAUAAUCAGCUAAGAUUUAUUACCUUUUGGGAGUGUGGGUACAAGGUCUCACUGUGUAGCCCUGACUAGCUGGAUCUCGGUAUGUAGACCAGUCUGGCCUUGAAUUCAGAGAUUCACCUGCCUCUACCUCCUGAUUGUUGGGACUAAAGGUGAGUGCCACAGUAAGGUAAGAUUUAAGACUUGAUUCAAAGUAAGUAUCUCAAUUAGUAUGAAAUAUGGUUCAUUUUUAAUAAAUGCUAAGGUUGUAUUUACUAAAGAACCCUUUUUAAAUAGAUUUUUUAGAAAAGUGUCUUAAGUUACAAUUAUUUUUUGUCUGUGUGUGUAGAGAGAAGCAAUAUAGCCAGAAGCUGGUUCACACACUGGAGAGCUGCCAAAUAAAAGUUUGCUUCUGUCGUGUUGACACCUGGUAUUGUCUUGUUCUUUUUGUAGAUCAGAGGAUAGAGAUGGUUAGAGUUAAGAUUAAAGAUUAGGGUUAAGCUUAGAGCAGUAGAAAUUAGGUUUCAGGUAAGGGUUAAUGUUCUUAUUAUGGAUUAGGAUGAGUCAGUGUGGUACAGCUAGACACCGUGUUUAGGGGUUUAAGUUUUAGGUUUUUGUUUUUGCAUUAUGGAUUACUGUUUGGGAUUUGGCUAAGAUUAAUGUAAAGUGUGGAUAAACAGGUACAGUGCUCUGUAUCAUUAGGGUUUGGGUUGGGAUCAGAGUUAGGUUAUUAGUUGAGUUUAGACUAGUGAUAGUGAUAGUUCUUUGGAGUAGGAUUGAGGAUAGGAUUAGUGUUUAGGAUUUGGCAUGUUAGGUGUUAUAGUGAACAUUAAAGGUGGCAACAGAGUUAGCAUUAGGGUAAGAAAUUGAGAUUAGAUCUAGAAUAUAGUUAAAUGUUAGUUUGAAGCAGCAACAUAUUCUGUCUUCCAAACAGACUUUUAUGGUAGUCUGAAUAAAAAUGGCCCCUGUAGGCCUGUAGAGAGUGACACUAUUAUGAGGUGGUUUUGUUGGAGAAGUGUGUCACUAGGGUACAGGCUUUGAGCUCUCAAAUGCUCAAGUCAGGUCUAGGGUGACAUUUCACUUCCUGCUGUCUGCUGACCUUGUAUGAGGAACUCUAAGCUUCAGCACCAUGUCAACCUGCAUGAUACCAUGCUUCCUGCUAUGACAAUAAUUGUGUAAACCUCUGAAACUGUAAGCCAACCUCAAUUAAAUGUUUUCCUUUGUAA